Messenger RNA from Bactrocera neohumeralis, 3428 nucleotides. It is a transcript of the gene SP555, whose product is annotated as SPRY domain-containing SOCS box protein 3. Bases 140 to 1045 code for a protein of 301 amino acids. The transcript has 3 exons. Gene Ontology annotation, biological process: proteasome-mediated ubiquitin-dependent protein catabolic process. Gene Ontology annotation, molecular function: protein binding. Lineage: Eukaryota; Metazoa; Arthropoda; Insecta; Diptera; Tephritidae. The record is from RefSeq and is a predicted model, not a curated record. Gene Ontology annotation, cellular component: SCF ubiquitin ligase complex.
GACCUUAGUAGUAACAGUAGAACACUACAAAAGUGCAACGUGGCACUGAAAUCGAUUAUACUGUAGCUCAACAAUUUAAUUACAAGUAUCUGGACGUACAUACAUACAUAAGUUGUAACGUAAAAGUAAAGGCAGUAAAAUGUCCUCGGAUGACGACAAUAAUUCGUUAAACUCAUCAGCCAAAUCGGACGCAAGACUUAACGAACCGUUAAAUGGCGCAUCGAUGCCGGCGCUGAAUUCGUCGGCGGCCAAUACAAAUGCGGUUAAUGGAAGUGGUGGUGGCGGAAGUGGAACUUCCUCUCAAUUGGUGAGACGUAAAAAAGUCAUGCCGCUGGAGCAUGGCUGCGAGGACAAUUGGACGUGGAGUAAACGGCAUCGCUCGAAAGAAAUAGUGCUGAGUGGUCCCAAUAAUCGCACAGUGCAUUUUCAUCCAAAUUGGAGUAAAGGAACGGCGGGUGUACAAGGCAAACGCCCGCUGAAUAAUGGCCGCUUCUAUUGGGAAUUGCAUGUGUCGCAGCGUGUCUUCGGCACCAGUAUUAUGUUUGGUAUCGGCACAAAGCAAGCACGACUUCACGCCAACUCCUUUCGGAAUAUGCUCGGUGAGAAUGAACAUGGCUGGGGUCUAUCGCACAAGGGUGUGCUUUGGCACAAAGGUGUAGCGCUGCUGUACACUAAACGUUUCAAAGAAAAUCACCCCACAGUUAUAGGCGUGCUCUUCGAUGGCAUCGAGGGUACGCUCAGCUAUUACAAAGAUGGCAAAUGUUUGGGUGUAGCUUUUAGGGGUUUAGAUAAGAUAAAGGAACCGCUAUAUCCGAUUGUCUGCUCGACUGCGGCGAAAACUGAAAUGACUCUGAAGUGUACGCGGCGGGAUUUUGUAAAUCUGCAAGAUCGUUGUCGAGCCGAAAUUAUUAAGCACGUCAAGACGAGAGAGGAUUUGGUAAAAUUGAAAUUGCCGCCACUCAUUACGCAAUAUUUGAGCGAAGUGGUGAACGAUGUGGCGCCACUGCGCCAAGUGGACAACUAUGACAUUUUAUGCGAUUUUUAAAUUGUAACAGCUGACACUGCGUAAGUGGUAUUUGGAGUAAUACUAAAAGAACGGUGGUACUAACAUGGGUAUAUGAGUGUGUGUGUGUGUGUAUUUAUACAAAUUAAAUAUUGUAAAUAUAGUUUAUAAUUAUAAAUGCGUCCUUGUUUGCUGGAACAUUUGAAAAAAAUUUUAAAACUGCUUCAAAUCACUCCUAUCAGCAUAUGAGCAAUCCGCGAUGUAAUUAAUUUGGUAUAAAAUACAUGAGAACAAGGUAGUAAGCUUAUUGACAAGAAUGUCAAAUUCACAUACAAGUGCAAAACAAAGCUAUGACAACACGUUAUCGGCGGUAGUUCAGAACGCAAUUCGGUACACCAUCUUUUCAUAAUUAAAAUAAUCGUCAAUAUUAAUUGAUAAUAAUUGAUAAUAAUUAAUCUUGUUAAUGAGAAAACUAAAAAACGUAAACAUUAGAGAUUCUUAUGCUCUUUAAAUAGUACCAUAUUGAGCCCUGUAACGUUCAGCCACUUGUACAGCUGGCCUCACCUAAAUGGUUAUUGACAAAUUGGCGUUUAAAAUCGCUUUUCUACUUUGAAGCACAAAAGCUCAACGCGGAGAAGCGUAAAUAGAAUGUCAAUGCAUAUUUUGAGGCGCAAUCAGUAUUUUUACUAAAUUGUUAAAAUUAUUUCGAUGAUUAAAAUUUGAGUUAAACUUUAAUUUUAAUUAAUUUCUGAAGCGAAAUAUUGUUUAAAACAAGUGAGUAAUAAGAGUUCUGAACAAAUGUAUUAUAAAUCUUAGUGCAUAAUUUAAUAAACCGUGAAGUCCGCCGUGCCAUAUAUUAUGCAAGAUAUAGACUAUAUGCACUUGUAUAUAAACAAAUCUGUCUAUCUGCAUUUGCUUCGAUUAUAUGGUAAAUUCGCUACUAAGGCACACACAUACAAAUAAGCAGGAAAUUGUCGCAUAAACUUUUUCAUUGAAGUUUGUGUACUGUAAAGUCAACAAAUUGUAUACAAACUUGUGCAUGAACAUACAUAUAUAGUAUUUGAAGCUUAUAACUACAUAAAAGCUAGUCACUACAAAUAAUUAUUAGAUGUAAACAAAAACAAUAAUUAGACUUGCAUUUAUUAAAAAAAAAAUAAAACUUAGGAAAACUUGAAUGCAAGCGCAAGAAAUUGAAUAGGCGUAAACUAAGGCAUGAAGAAAUGAAUACCAAUACAAGUUUGACAAAAACAUAAAAAAUAUUUAAAAUUAAAUAUAGGUAUAUAGUAAAAUUUAAUCUAUAAAAGAUAUAAUUUUUGUAUAUUUGGUGUGAUUUUUAUAUUUUUAAUAUGUGUUUUUAGAUUUGAUAUAUUUUUGUCAUAAAAGCAGUUUUAAAUUGCACUUUCAAUGACAUCUAGUUCCAAAUCACUUUUAUUUCAAUCAGUAUUAUUAUUAUAAUAUUUUCCUCUUUGCUUGUAAAUUCGCGUUUUUUUUUUGUUUUAUGUUUUAAUAUAAACGAAUUUGGAAUAUUUUCCUCUUUGCUUGUAAAUUGACGUUUUUUUUUGUUUUAUGUUAUAAUAUAAAGGUAUUUGGAAUCAAUAUAUACAUAUGUACAUAUGUAUGUAUGUACACGUCAGCGUAAAGAGCUGAACCGUUUUAGUCAUGUCCGUCUGAAUAUACGCGAAUUAGUCUCUCAGUUUUUGAGAUAUACAAACCGGCCAAUCAAAACUUUGUUCUUGUAAAGAAACUUCUUUAUUUGUGAAGGAGGUUAAUGUUUCUUCUUUUUUUUUAAAUUGUUAUUUGUAAAUUAAUCGGAAAACAUUUCGAUAACUUUUCUUUAUUUGACGUUUGUAUGCCUAUUCCAUACACAUAAAUAAACUUAGCGUAAAAUUAUUUAAAAAUACAAAGGCCUAUUUGGUGCAAUAUUGUGAUAACUUAUAAGAUUGUAUUAGUAUACAUUUGCAUUGCGGUUAAUGUUCAGUUAUUUUGUAAAUUGUAUACAAAGCAUGUGUUUAAACACAUAUAUAAAUAAAUAUAAUACAUUUUACCCUGAUCCUUCUUUGUAAUUAGUUUGCUUUUUAAACGAACAAUUUUUUUCUUAUUGAAUAACUCUGUUACUGUGUUGCUUUUUAUUUUGUUCAUUUGAGUUAAAAAAAUUUCCGCCUAUCCUAAAACUAUUUAAAACGUUUUGCAAAUAUGCAAGGCUUUAAUAUUGAAAAAUGUAAAUUAUCGAAAGCGGAAUUGGGUGAAUUCUAGUCAUAUAAGUUGUUGCACUGCUAGCGCAAAAAUAAAAACGCCAUCGGCAGUCAGCAAUUUUAGAAAAUAACUGUAAUUAGUUAAGUUAUUUGUUCAAAUGUGAAAAAUAUUCAACAACACGCAUUAUAAAACUAUUUAUGUCUAAUAAAAAAAACUAUGUGUGUCUAAAUAA